CUGCACACAUCCCCGAAGGCCAGAAGAGGGCACCAGAUCUCAUUACAGAUGGUUGUGAGCCACCAUGUGGUUGCUGGGAAUUGAACUCAGGACCUUUGGAAGAGCAAGCAGUGCUCUUAACCUCUGAGCCAUCUCUCCAGCCCAACUUUUUUUCUUUCUUCGUAUUUUAUUUACACAUAAGUUGUUGGAAGCUACGCUACGAUUCAGUCUUAAGCAAUAGUAUUCUGUGAGCCUGGGCUGGGAAACCAGGAGCAGCUGCAGUUUCUUACUGGCUCCUUGUUGUGACCUGGAGUAUGGUGGCCUCCAAGUAGCCAGACUUCUAUGGUGGCUCAGGGUGAGUUCUAGAAAACAAGGAGAAAGCUGUGUAGCCUUUAAAAAAUAUCUAGAAGUGUUGCUGUGGCCAUCUCAUUAGUUACAAUCAGAUCACAAGUUUGCUCAGAUUCAUAGGAAGGGAACCUAGGUCUGGAGGAAGAUCAAACACAGUGUAUCGAACUAAACCAACGAAUAAACAGAGAGCCGGGUGCAGUACCACACAUCUGUAAUCUGAACACUUGAGAAACUAACACAGGAGGCUUUCAAGUUGAAGCCAACCUGGACUACAUAAUGAGACCCUGUCUCAAACAACAAAUACUAAAAAGAAACACCUCCCACAAAGUUGGACUAGGAUUCAGCCCCUGUCAGUCUGGCCCCAGACCUCCUUGUUUGAACACAGGCCGCUGCAAGGCACAUGUAAGUUAGUUCAGGCAAAGGAAUGGGGAGGGAGGUUCCUGCGAGCCAUGUGUGUUCACAGUAAUGAGGUCCAGCUGUGACCUGGAGCAAGCCACAGGAAGCUGUUGUCAGCCUCUCAUCAUCUCUGGUCUCUGCAUAUCAGUUUGUGAAGGCGAAUUGUAUGUGUCAACUUGACCAGGCCAUACGGUGCCUGGAUAUUUGGCUCAACAUUAUUCUGGGCGUUAUGGUUUGAAUAACAUCAUCUCCUUUGACAAUAUUGCCGUAAUUUCCACUCACAGCUGCGGUGGCUGUGUUGAGAGGUGGUAUCCUACCAUGUGACUAGGUUAUAAAGUGGACUUAUUGCCAUUCAAGGUGUCUCACAGGACUGAACUAGUCACUAUGAGAGUUAUAAAUAAGGUUAUAAAGUAAGACUGCCUCCUUUGCGUGCAUCCACUUACCUUUCUGCUUUUCCACUAUGGGAUGAAGCAGCUGUAGCCCUCACCAGAUGUGGCUGUUCAAACACGGACUUCCUAGCUUUCAGAACCAUGAGCCAAGAUCAGCUUUUCUUUAUAAACUAUCCACUUCUAAGCGUUCUGUUGCAGUAACAGCAAAUGGACUAAGACACUGGAUGUGUCUGUGAAGAUGUAGAUGAGGUGAAUAUGUGAACUGGUAGAGUGAGUGAGCAGAUGCACCCCCACCUCCCAGUGUGGGUGAACCUCCCAAUCAGUUGCAAGUCUGACCAGCACAGAAAGCCUGAUCCUCCUAGGAGUAAUGGGAUGCUGACGCCCUUCCAACUGGCCUCCAGCCAGCCAACUGCAGAUUUGGGGCUUGUCAGCCUCUGGAAUUUUGUGAGCUGAUCCCUUGUGAUCACUUUCUUCCUCCCUCCUCCUCCUGCCCCUCACACACACUCUCCCCCCAUCCCUUUUCCUCUCCCUCUCUCUUUCUCUCUUCUCUCUCCUCCCUUCCCCUCUCUCCAUUGUCUUGAGUGUUUCUCUGGAGAACCCCUGGUGCAAGGUUCCUCUCUCUACUCCAGCAUCCUCUGACUUCCCAGAAUUUCUGCUCCCCACAUACUUGUGUUGUGUGUUCCUUGGCUACCUAAGCAUGAACUCCAAUGGGAGCAGCUACUAACCCAAAUCACAGGAAGAUGAUUCUGGGGGUACCACCGUGGGUCAGAAAUGGGGCACAAGAGGUCAGUGUUGAGUCUUAUAGAGCUUUCCUGUGUAGGGUCACUACAUCAGCAGGGGCGGAGGCAGAUAAGGGUGAAGGACUCAGCUCCCCAAAACCUGUAGUCUUACUUGUUCUGUGCCGGUUAUUCAGCUACUUGGGUCAGGCUGUGUCUCUCUGGCGGCUUAUAUGACUUGGACGUCUUUGGGGACAUGGCAGCAGUGUUUUAAUCCACUUGAGUAGGUUGGGGGAGGUUUCCUGGGGACAGAGUGGAGGCCAGGGUGGUGUCUUUCCAUACUUUACCACAUCUUUAAGAGACUCCAGUGGUGACCUGAGGCUGGGGACCCAAGUGGUCAUAGGAAGGAGGCCAUGUUUGGUUUUUGCUGAGUGGUCAGAGUAUGUAUGUCUUGUGACGAGUUUCCUGUGGGGCUGGCCUUCCUGGGAAGUUCAUGGUUCAAGUGGAUUCGGAGGCUGAUGACAGCUGUAGUGUUUCCUAGUGUCCAUAGAUGGAAGUUGAGUCCUUUGCUUACUACUUAUAGCUCAACUUCUCAGAGUCUUCUUGCCUCUUGUCACAUGGAGACAAUGAAAUGGUCCGUCUCACAGGUUUUAGGGGAUGCAGAGCACCGUCGAAUUCCAGCCUUGCCCUCCAGGUCCAUUGCAUUAAAGGGUAAAGUGGGAUCAAGGGAUGUCCCCAUCCUGAGGUCCCACAGCUGGAGAAACACACAGCAGGCAGAGUCGGGCUCCCCAAGUGUGGAUCUCAAGAUGGGUCUGUAUACCCACCCCUCCUCUCAGGGUCCUGCCUGGCUCCUCCUCAUUGACCCAUCUCCAGGCAUUUGGACCUUUCUCUUUCUCACCACACAGGGAAAGAGUUUCAUCUUUUCCCAGACUAAAGCUGAAGUCCCAGUUACACACAGUAAUGAAAGCCACAUCUGGAGACCAAAUGUGUGAGUUAGGUUCCCUCCUCUUGAGUUGUAGCACGCUAGGUAAUUGGAUUAUUUGUGAAACACUCCCGUGCCUCAGUUUCCCCGUUUUGAACUGAGGGUGGUUUCUAAAGUGCCUCUCUCAGAACUAUUGUGGGAGGCGAACCAGGUAGAGGAGGAAAGCAGCCAGCACAGCCUGGUACCUGUGGCUGUUAGAUCUUCCUCGGCGGCUACUCCCACUCCCCGCUGAGCCCCUUGGCCGGGUAAUUCCCAGCUGAGGUCAGCACGCAUGUCCCCAUCAGAGGUCCAGGUGGAGGCUCCAUCAACACCUGUGGGUCUCUUUUUGAUGGCAUGGUCUAAGGGGCAACAGUGAGACUCUGGGGACCUUGUGGGUCCUAGUCUGGCUAGCUAACAUCCCACGGGCUGAGCAGGGGCUAGGCUGAGACUGCCGUUCAAAUUCCUUCACCACUUGUCCAGGCCCAGGAUGUUGUCCCUAGCCCCUCCUCUAUCCAGAGUUCAGGCUGCUUGGGAUAAGAAAGGCCUGGGGAUCCCUUGUUAGAUUAACGAACUCAAGAAUCCCCUAACUAUAAACAACUCUGCUUUGGAGGAACAUAUUGUCUUAUCCCUUGAAAUUGCAGGCUGCACACACAACCAUGAGGGGUCACUGGGGAAAGAGCAGUCAUGGUCUUGUAUUCUAGGUAUACCCAGUGUGUGUGUGGGGGGGGCACCCAGCAAGCUCAGGGCCCCUGAAGAUAGCCACUCCCAAGGUCUGUCUUUCCUUCCUUCUUGUGUGGCUACUACUCACCCUCCAUGACAUCUGUGACUGAAAAUUCCCAGACUUCCCUUCACAAUACUCCCUCCUUCUCUUCCAUAGUUUACUUAUGACCCUUUGACUUGUCUUUUGUGUUCACAGCUGUCCCUUAGCAACCAGCAGAGUGCCAACACUUGAGAACAGGAGUGAGCCCUCUUCCUUCCCGCUUUCACGACCACAUGUUUGCAUACGGCAGGUGCUUAGACUAGAUCCAUUGGACAGAAUCAAAGCUUUUUUUUUUUUUAAUCUGUGGCUACACUUUUCCAGAGAGUCUGCUCCACUGCCUCUUGGAAUAUUUUCAAGAUUCCAGAGGCUAAAAAUAUCAUCCCAAAGCUAUUGAAGGACUCUUCCAUGUAAGGAGCCGAGUUGAGACUACGGAAGCUGAAAGUUUAUGACCACCAGGUGGCGCCCUAACCCACACAUCUCCGGAUGCCUUUUUAAGAUGGAAGCAUUCUCUUCCCUUCCUCCUGUUGUCUCCCUGCUCACAGAAAUGCCCUCUUCAGUCCAGCAGCCGGAUUCAGCAGCUAGAAGCUGGUCAGGGUCUCAAGCCCAGUCAAGGGCACUGAGUACAUACCUCCAGGUGCUUCUGAGUUAGGAUCAGAACGUGCAGGUUUGGAUUCCAGCGUGACACAGACUGUUUCUUUGGGCAAAUCACUUUUCUGGGUCCCUGCAAGAAUAGAAAACAAAACACAGAUAAUACGUAAAAAUAUCUGGAUUGUAGAGGUGGAGUCAGCUCCAUCCGGGUCCUCCUGAGUCUCCAGCAGCUCCUGGAACGUGGUUAGAUUUCAACCUUCUGAGCCUGCUCCCUAUCAGUGAGUGGAUCAGCGCUAAGAACAAGUACUCGACAGUGUUGGUAACUAACCAUCAACUGGAACAGUAAAUACAACUUCUUGCCACAGGGCCGAACACAGUAAACAUUCUGUUCCCCAAACCACAUAUAUCAUGUGUUCCUGGCCUCUAAAAUGGAGCUCAAUGUUUAAUAAGCACUCUGUCUGCCUGCUGCCCGAACAAUUUUACAGAUGAAGUAAUCAGAUGCAGAGGGUUGGCAGCCCCUCCUCCAUGCCCAGCUACAGAGUACUAAGGCAAUGGCAGGCUGACUCCAGGGCUAUGCUGUCUUAUGUAGGUGUGGCUGUUAUAUACCACAAUUUAAGCAUUUUCACAUGCAUUGGGGGCUUUCCUGAGUAGUGUAUACAGGCUGGGGUGGCACUGAUAGGCCAAAGCUCUUUUCUUCAAAGUAGAGCCAGGCCGCUGAAAAAGGGACCUGUUGUGUCAGGCCGGGGGACACUGAGUUAAGAACCAGGAUAUGAAGGGGGAGCUCUACAGUGUAGAAUCAGCUGGAGGUCUGAGGCAGACAUUGUCCCAAAGACAAAUGUGGCUUGCUUAGGUCCAGUACUGUUCCUGUAGCCACUUGGCAAGCAACUCCAUUUGUAUGUACUGAGGGUCUCCUAUAUGGCAGGCCCAGCAAAGAUGGAGAAGCCCGGCUAGACCGUGGUUUAUGACAUAGUAGACUCAAGAACCACUGCAGAGGAAUGGUUCAAAGCGAGGCCUAGACAAGCAAUUAUCAGCAUGGGAAGCUGGACCCAAAGCCAGUAGUGCUUAAACUGGACAUUGUCUACCAGCUCAGGAGGGUUUGGAAAAUGAAGGACAUUCUGAGUCUAUGCGGGAAACUUGCAAGAAGUGCCCGAGUUUGGGCAUGGGUGGGGGAAGGAAGUGGAAAAAACAAGAAAUUGGAAGUUGUCUGGGCACAGAUUACGCAAUAUGCCACACUGACAAGACACAGCUCCAUACUGUGCUCAGUGAGGAAAAGUACUGCUAAGAGCUAAGAAUAGCCAGGUCUGUUUCAGAACGCGGCUGAAGUAUGAAGGUUGGCUCCCGGGGUGUGGUGUGUGUGUGUGUGUGUGUGUGUGUGUGUGUGUGUGUGUGUGUGUAGAAGCCAUCAUUGGUUUCCUGGUCUGAACUCCUCUAGACUUUAGGAAAAUGAAGAAAAUAACUGUUCUGGUCUCUUAUGUUGUUGGAGGCUCACAUGAGAAUGCACGUAGAGCGUGGUCCCUGUAAUGCCAAUAAACCGUGGCACCAUUAGUCUUUGCCAUCUGGAUGAACAGUUAAGCACACAGGGCGUGCUGUCUCUUAGACCCAGGCCUGUGCCCUGGCCAUAAUAGGUGGCAUAUUUUUAAUCUAAGCAUGACACAAAGAUGACCAGGAAGGAAUGGCCAAAAGUGUUUGGCAUUGCUGUGCUCUGUGAGCCGUGGGUGAGGUAGCCAGGCCUCCAGUGAGUGAUGGUUCCUUACUCUGACCAAGAGAAUUUCAUGGCUAGACAGUCUGAGCCCAGCUUUGGACAGGGCCAAGUUUGUGGUGGCCAAGUAAAGGGUACUGAGGGUGUCCCAGAGAGAGCAGCUGUGAGCUCAGGCCUCCUGCUCACUUGUGGCGCCCAGGCACGCCAGGAGGCUUCCAUGGGAGAGACUUAUGUCUCCCUUCUCCUAUGACUGGAGAGAGGGUUAAUCAUGGGGGUUCAGACACAGGCUGGGAGAACGCUGUUGUAGCCAGUUUCCUUCAUGGAAGACCAGCCAUGCCCGGGAGGCAGGGCGAGCUGGGGUGUCUCCAGAUGUGGCAAACUUGACCCAGCAGCGCAGGCAGCCUGGGCAGAAGGCCUGCCAUGGGCUAGGGGGUGCGAGCCUUCAGCCCUGGCCGGAGGAUGAAGGAAUGGAGAAAGGGGGGCGGGGGGAGCCAGGAUGAAGGGCGCGACGGCAGGAAGCAGAGAGGCGCGAGCAGGGGUGGAGACCGACGGGGGACGGCCAAAGAGCGGGUAGGAGGGCUGGAAAGAGAGAGAGAGAGAAAAGAGGAGGAGAAAGGGAAGGAAGGGUGGCAAGGAGAAGCAGGAGCUAGGAGAAGGACUCGGAGCAGAGUGAAUCGCGCAGGCCGCAGUGGGAGCAGCGGGGGCAGCCGGCUCGGAGCGGGCCGCCCCCGCGAGCAAGGCGCAGCCAUUCCGCUGCUCGGGGCGCCGCCGCCGCCGCCGCCGCGUCCGGGGGCCAUGCUCCCGCCGCCCCCGCGCCAGCCGCCGCCCCAGGCGCGCGCGGCCCGCGGAUCCCUGCGCCUGCAGCGGGCCUUCCUGCGCGGCCCGUUGGGCGUGCUGCGUCUGCUGCAGCUGCUGGCCGGAGCAGCCUUCUGGAUCACCAUCGCUACCAGCAAGUAUCAGGGCCCCGUGCACUUCGCGCUCUUCGUGUCGGUGCUCUUCUGGCUGCUCACCCUGGGGCUCUACUUCAUCACGCUGCUGGGCAAGCAGGAGCUGGUGCCCGUGCUGGGCUCGCGCUGGCUCGUGGUCAACGUGGCGCACGACCUGCUGGCGGCCGCUCUCUAUGGGGCCGCGACGGGCAUCAUGAUCGACCAGACGCAGCGCCACAGCUACUGCAACCUCAAGAGCUACCGGCUGCCUUGCGCCUACCAUGCCUUCCUGGCGGCCUCCGUCUGCGGCGGCCUCUGCCUCGGCCUCUACCUGCUCUCGGCGCUCUACGGCUGCUGCCGUCGCUACCAGGGCAAGGAGGAGGUGGUGUGAGGCCGCCCACUCCCCUGCGGCCCAGAUCGGUGCGGGGAUCCCUCCCGAGCCCUUCCUGCCGCCGCCGCCCCGUGCCGGUGUGUCCCUGCACCCUCUCCCUGCCUGUGUUUUCACUGCCCUCGCCCUGGAUUUCCGACGUUCAGUUCCAGUCUGACUGCUGCACCGCAGCUUAGCCCAGAUAUCAGCUUCCAGGGACCAGCGCAGCUAUCCGAGGCGCUGACGCACACACUCAGACGGGCUGCCCCAGGCGAAGCCUGGAAGUCCCUUUCUCCAUUCCUUGUCGAGAGCUCGACGUGGACAGGCGCCGCCGCGUAGAUCCGGGGGAGGCUCCCAAAUUGGAACCAGUCUUUGGACUGCGCCACUGCCCCCUCCCUCCGGCCCUGCACUCGAAAGAGCAUCCCCUCCUGCCCCCUCUUCCAGCCUGGGGUGGUGUAGAAUGCAGCCAGGCAGCUAGCUGCAAGUGGAGCUGGGGACAGGCCUUAGCUGGUGCCGGAAUGAACGACGUCUUUAGUUGUAGUUUGGAUUUCUCCCCGCGCAGCCAGCCCUACAUCAUCCAAGUCUUUGGGUGGGGCCGGCCACAGGAGUGGUGCAUGGCAAAGGCCCGCUAGCUGUACCUUACUAAACAACGCGAGUCUCUCCGCGUUUAUCCUUGGGGUUCAUCCAGACCAGGCCAAAUGCACUAAAUUCCCUGGCCUCUCAGAUGUCAUCACCGGCUUCUGCUGCACCUCACCCUUAAAUAUGUUUGUAUUAGGGGUCCUCCGUGACUGUUAAGGUGAUGCCCACCCCUUUGGGGACCCAGAUCCCGAUCUUGGGAACCGCCAUUUUCACAUAAGAACCACAUUUUCCCCUCUAAAGCAGUAGGUUAUCUAGGGAGCCAUUCAGGUGCUACCUCGGGAAGAAGGCUGAGAAGGCAAAAGGGUCUGUCAAUGGUGCUGUCUUCCCGUGCAGAUUCACAAUGUUAGUAUAAGGUCUCUGAGAAAUCCCACAGGUACACGCCCACACAUGGUCAUUUAGUUUACUGAAUUACUACUACUGGGCCUGAGCCAUUCCGACCUCAAGAUUGGCCCGUGUUGCGUAGGUCAUUCCCACAGUUUGACCCACUGAAGAUUGGGAAGCUCCUCUCUCCCUGGGAGUUUCUCUAACUGGGGGUCCACCCAAUGACAAAAGAGCUGGAUGCCCUUCACCAGCCAGAGACCUGAGAACUGUUGAAUAUUCUUUCACAUAGUUGGAAAAAUGAAGCUAAGGAUACCCAGGUGGUCUUCCAGUCAAAACGACAGUCAUUUGUAAGAGAUCCUGGCAUUGACUCUGAGCAGCUGGUGGGGUGAGCUCUGCCACCAAAAUGAGAACUCUCUGGACCUGGGGUGGACAGCUGGUGCCACCUCUAAGGUACAAGAACACAGAGAUGCAUUUACGGAGCGCUGUCCAAGGACAACAGCGGCAGGCUGCGGAUCCACAGACACAUCAGUCAAAGAGCUAGAAGAGGACACCAGAUCUUUGUCGACUCAUAGAUGGAGGCAUGUUUGAGACCUUCAGCUUACUAUGUGGGUACUGAAAUCUGAACUCUGGUCCUCAUAACUUCUUAGUAAGUGCUCUUCACUGUCAAGCCACCUCUCUAGACCCUGCUAACAUUUCAAAUGAUUUAUUUAUUUUUAUUUUAUGUGUUUGAGUGUUUUGUCUGUCUGUAUGUAUGUGUACCACGUGUGUGCAGUGCCUGUGGAAGUCAGAAGAGGGCGUGAGAGCCCCUGGAACUGGAAUUAUAGAAGGUUGUGGGUCACCAUAUAAAUGCUGGGAACCAACCCCAGGUCCUCGGCAAGAGCAGCAAGUGCACUAACUGAUUAGCCACCUCUCAGUGCCCGCCCCCAACUAACAUUUUUUUUUUUUUUUAGGUUUUUCGAGACAGGGUUUCUCUGUGCAGCUUUGCGCCUUUCCUGGAUCUCGCUCUGUAGACCAGGCUGGCCUCGAACUCACAAAGAUCCGCCUGCCUCUGCCUCCCAAGUGCUGGGAUUAAAGGCGUGAGCCACCACCGCCCGGCCAACUAACAUUUAAAAACCAUUAUUAUGUAUGUGUGUAUAGUGUUUGUGUGUGUGUGUAUGUGUGUGUGUGUGUGUGUGUGUGUGUGUGUGUGUGUGUGUGUGUGUGUGUGUGUGCAGGUGUGUAUUGUGUGUCAUAGCUCAUGGGUGGAGGCCAGAGGACAAUCUUUGGGAGUUGGUUCUCUUCCUCCACCAUGGGACUGGGGGACUGAAUUCUGCUCUCGGGUUUGUACAGCAAGUGCUCUCACUCACCUAGGCAUCUUGCCAGUCCACACUUUAAACAUGCUGGGAAUUUCUAUAUUUUAGAGCGUUUUAUUUCUCCCCUGUGAAGUUGCUCCUAAUUAUCCCUGCUUUAUAGCUGGAAAUAGCAACUAAGUAUCUCCUGCAACGUGGAAUCCUCCCACCUUACUCAGGUUGGGCCUGGAAAGCAGAACUUUACAAAAUUCCUCCAUUCUUAAGCAUUUCAUUUUGAGGUAACUGUAAACUUACGUAGUUAUAAGAGUGUACCAGUACUUUGUCAUCGAGACCGCCAGCCCGCAAAUACUAGGCUUGUCCCCAACUAGCGCUUAUAACUUAAAUCAACCCAUUUAUAUUAACUUACAUUCUGCCAUGUGGUGUUACCUCAUCUCUGUACUGCCCAUCCUACUUCCUCCACGGCUGGCUGGUGACUCUCCACGCACCCAUAUUCCUCCUCCUCCUCCUCCUCCUCCUUCUCCUCUCUCUCCCCGGAAAUCCCACCUAUCCUAUUGGCUGUUCCUAAAUCCUAAAUCCCAUCUAGCUAUUGGCUGUUCCACUCUUUAUUACACCAAUCACAGCAACACCUCAUCAUACGCUGCACACAUAUUCCGAAACAUAAGAGAUCCUGUGAGCAUCUUGCAAUCUUGCAAUCCCUUCCCCCUUUCUCACCACACCUACAUGCCAGUGCUCUAGCUCCUGGAGACAUUGAUAUAGGAGGAGGCCAAGACAGGGUCAUAUCCUGGAUGCUAGUGUUAUCCUGGGCACUAAGAUGGACAAAGAAAGAGCAGUGACGUGUCCAGUGUUGCCAAGCGCUCCUGCAAGGAAGACUGGAAGUGUCCAUUGGGUUUAACAGCCAGAACACCGCAGGUGACCCCGGAAGACAGGAUGACAGUUGGUGAGGGGUGUGCAGUAGAGUGCAGCAAGUCAGAUGGGGAAAGGAAAAAGGGGUAAAGAAGACAUUUCCUGUGGAUCUUGAAUCUAGGAUAAGGGGUGUUAGGGAGGGAUUUCGGAGCCCGUGGAACAGUGACAGGCCUUAAGGAAGUGAGAAGAGUUGGGAUUCCCAGUACAGCUGAGUCCUGGCUGGAGGAGCAAGCACGUGUAGUGGGUAGCCAUUCCAGCUUUGAUCUGGAAGUUCCAACCCCCAUGGAGGCUUCGGUAACUGUCUGGAGACCCGAGAUCAGGAUGCGCCGGCUCUCUUGGUUCCUGGACCCUGGACGCUGGCGGUAGACUGAGCAGAGUUUUCUAGAGAACACCGCCGGACUGCGCUACACCUUUCCCAGACCCUGUUACCUAUCCCUUCACUUGUGAGUUACCCCACAAAAUAAACCUCCCUUUUAACUAUGUGAAGUUGUCUUAAUAAUUUCACCAAUAAGCAUGCCUGUCUUUCUGAAAAAGAGAUGCUGGAGGAGUUGGCAAUAAAACUUGGGGCUGUUCAGAGAGGGUGGUUAUCGCUAGCAGGCCGCCUGGGAGGCUGCAGACAUCUGACUCCUGCUAAGAUGACUUGUUUGGACUUGGAUGGAAAGAAGAAGCAGGGCAGGCGGGUGUGACGGCAAUUUGAGGAGUUGGCACGAGUCCAGGGCCUUUGUAGGUAACAGGAGAGGGUUCAGCUGGCUGAGAUUGAUGAGCUUGAAAGGGAGCCGCAGGGGUGAUGAGGCUAGUAGAUGCAGACUCGUGUGGGUGGUGUUAUGGUUGGGGUUACUGGGAUCCAGUGAUAUAUCUGGCUCAAAUCCCAGUUCCAAGAGGUCUAUGUGCUGUGACAUUAAAGAAGUUACUUACCAUGACUCAAAUUCCUCAUCUGUGAAAUGAUAACCCCAAAAGGGUUAUUGAAGGAGGAUCAGAUAAGAAUGUGCGCAAAAAGCUUAGUGUACUGCCUGGCUGCUGAUUAAUGCAAACUCAUGGGAUGUGUGUUUUAAGGGACACCAACUGGGUCACAAGAUGCGAAGAGGACUGAGGUGGGAAAGGCCUACACAGGACCUUGAAGACAGCAGCUACCCACCACAAUUCUGUCUCUACUAGGCAAUUGACAUAGAAGAUGUGUUUUCUGC
Messenger RNA from Peromyscus californicus insignis, 11465 nucleotides. RefSeq names its product MARVEL domain containing 1 (gene Marveld1). Lineage: Eukaryota; Metazoa; Chordata; Mammalia; Rodentia; Cricetidae. The record is from RefSeq and is a predicted model, not a curated record. The transcript is spliced from 3 exons. Gene Ontology annotation, biological process: myelination. Gene Ontology annotation, molecular function: structural constituent of myelin sheath. Bases 6296 to 7153 code for a protein of 285 amino acids. Gene Ontology annotation, cellular component: membrane.